CUAGAGGUGAGCUGGGGAUUCAGGACACUGGCAGUACUCUGGAGGAGACAGAGGUUGUGGGUGGGGGCCUGCCACAUUCUCAAGAUCUUCCUGUGAGUAAUCUGGACACUGUGGACCUGGGCCAUUCUCCCGCUGCAGAUGGUGACUUUUCUGCAGUGACUGAGGGUCUGACUGAACUUCCACAGACAACCCUGACUAAAGAGAUUCAAGACACUGGCAGUACUGUGGGGAAGACAGAGGUCAUGGAUAGGGACCUGCUACGUUCUCAAGAUCUUCCUGUGAAUAAUCUGGAUGCUGCAGACCUGGGCUGUUCUCCAGUUGCUGAUGUUGACUUUUCUGUAGUGACUUUUUUAAAAUGUGCGACAGUUAAAGGGCAGGUUUUAGAGCAGACGGAUGGCCGCAUUAAAAAGCGCGGGACCACUUCAUUUGUAGAACAAAGCUCUGUAGAGUUAACGGACACAGAGGACCAGUUUAACUGUAACGACGAGUGCCGUCCGUUCCAAGUGCACGUCUCUAGAAUUGUCUCCUCCGGACGGCUCAAAAACGGAAAGCCGAUGUCUCAUCCUUCUCAACCAUCCCCGCAAGCACCACCCUUCAAAGUCCUCGUGGAAAGAUGCCGCUCCGAACCCCUCUCCCAGAGCACCCCAAUGGGGCUGGACCAGGUGGGAGGGCGCAUGCAGCACUUGCUCAGAAGACGCGCUGAGAACGAACAGGCUUCAAAGACUCUGAAGGUGCGCGGGAACUGCAGGAACGGUGGCCGUCGAUGGAACCUCUUCAAGCCUGGAGCUGAGAAGCUGCAAAUCAGCAGGCUGAUCAGUGGUGGUUCUAUUGUAAGUGCUGAGGCAGUAUGGGAUCACGUCACCAUGGCCAACCGGGAGUUGGCGUUUAAAGCAGGAGACGUUAUCAAGGUCCUGGAUGCUUCCAACAAGGACUGGUGGUGGGGUCAGAUCGAUGAUGAAGAAGGAUGGUUUCCCGCCAGCUUCGUGAGGCUAUGGGUCAACCAAGAGGAUGGAGUGGAGGAGGGAACCAGCGACGUGCAGAAUGGCCAUUUGGAUCCAAGCGCCGACUGCCUCUGUCUCGGCAGGACCGUUCAGAACCGCGACCAGAUGAGAGCCAACGUCAUCAAUGAAAUCAUGAGCACGGAGCGCCACUACAUCAAGCACCUCAAGGACAUUUGCGAGGGUUACUUAAAGCAGUGCCGGAAGAGGAGGGAUAUGUUCAGUGAUGAACAGCUACGGAUCAUCUUUGGUAACAUUGAAGAUAUCUACAGAUUUCAAAUGGGUUUUGUCCGGGACUUGGAGAAACAGUACAACAACGAGGAUCCCCAUCUCAGUGAAAUUGGACCAUGUUUCCUUGAACACCAAGAUGGCUUCUGGAUCUAUUCGGAGUACUGUAACAAUCAUUUGGAUGCGUGCAUGGAGCUUUCCAAGCUGAUGAAAGAUAGCAGGUACCAGCAUUUCUUCGAAGCGUGUCGUCUGUUGCAGCAGAUGAUUGAUAUUGCCAUAGAUGGUUUCCUUCUGACGCCAGUGCAGAAGAUCUGCAAAUACCCCCUGCAGCUCGCAGAGCUACUGAAGUACACGGCGCAGGAUCACAGUGACUACAGGUAUGUGGCUGCUGCUCUUGCCGUCAUGAGGAACGUGACUCUACAGAUCAACGAGCGGAAGCGGAGGUUGGAGAACAUUGACAAGAUAGCUCAGUGGCAGGCCUCCGUUCUCGACUGGGAGGGAGACGAUAUCUUGGACCGCAGCUCAGAGUUGAUCUACACGGGAGAGAUGUCCUGGAUUUACCAGCCUUAUGGACGGAACCAGCAGCGUGUUUUCUUUCUCUUUGAUCACCAGAUGGUUCUCUGCAAGAAGGAUCUGAUACGAAGAGAUAUUCUGUAUUACAAAGGUCGCAUAGACAUGGAUAAGUAUGAAGUGGUGGAUAUAGAAGAUGGGAGAGAUGAUGACUUCAAUGUCAGCAUGAAGAAUGCCUUCAAACUUCAUAACAAGGAGACUGAGGAAAUGCACUUAUUCUUUGCCAAGAAACUGGAGGAGAAGUUACGAUGGCUUAGAGCUUUCAGAGAAGAAAGGAAGAUGGUAAAAGAAGAUGAAAAGAUAGGCUUUGAAAUUUCUGAAAAUCAAAAGCGGCAAGCGGCAAUGACAGUAAAGAAAGUCAGUAAGCAAAAAGGUGUGAGCUACUCCAAGUCGGUUCCUCCAGCCUACCCACCACCCCAGGAUCCAUUAAAUCAGGGACAAUACAUGGUGACAGAUGGCAUAUCCCAGUCCCAGGUCUUCGAGUUCACCGAACCCAGACGCAGCCAGGCACCAUUCUGGCAAAACUUCAGCAGGAGCAAUGAUCCCAAAAGCGAGGACCGUGACUGCCCUCCCUGCCUGCUCUGCCCCGUCGCCUCUCAGACCCCUGCCUUGGCUCGGGCACCGAUGGCCCGGGCAGAGCCUGAGCUGCCGUAGCCACCCCGUCGCGGAAGGAUCAUUGCCCAGGUCACUGGAAGUGUUUACCUGGUAUUUAAUGCACCCAGACUGCAGCGCAGAGGAGAAAUGCCUUUCAGGAGAGAUAGGGAGGUGACCCGAGCUGAGCCGUACGACCGUGAUUACGUGACCUAAUCCAAAGCAGCGAUCAGUUAACCCAAAUCAGCGAUCAGUUUAAUCGGAGGGCAGCAGCAGAGGUGGAUCGUAUCGGUGUCAGUGGGUCUGGAGUCAUCAGCGCAACUCUCCAGGUCUCUUUCUCUCUCUUUUUCUCCCUCCGGAGACUCAUCGCUCUGUUUUUUAAAGACACUUCCUACAAUUUCAGCCUUAAGUAGAUUCGUUUGCAAGCGCAAAAGCUUACGUUUAAGCUUGUAAAAAAAAUCAUUGUGCACUAGGAUGAUUUUUUUUCUCCUAGGGCAAAUGAGAGUGUUUGACCAGAUUCAGAAGAUGAGCUUAAAAACUUUGCAGAGCUAUUCUGCAAGCUCCUUUGAAAAUGUGGGAUGAAGUGAUUGAUCACGGUAUUUAUCAUUUUCUUUGGAAUCUGAUACACCCCAUGAGCGCCCCAGGCCAACUACUGCGGAGAUACAUUAUAUUUUUUUCUCCCCGGAGAAAUACAAGAGAAUGGGAAGCAGAGAGCGUGAUGUCAGUAUUUCCGUGGAGCCUGUUUUAUUUCAGGGCAUAUGACAAGGCAAUGGCUGUAUUUUUAUUUAAGUACAAAAAUAAUCUCAGCACUUUUUAGCCAUCUAGAAACUAUGAAUAAACAGCAGAGCCAGGUUAGUGUUUUGGGGAGGAGAAGUGGCCCCUCUGUGACAGGCAGCAGCGAAACACCAGGAGUCCCAAACAGGAGGCAGCCCAAUUUUAUAUCAGAACUUAUUUUUAUGCUCUUUUGUAUCUUUGCAUUUUGAUGGUCAGAUUGGAAUAUUGACUAUGUAGCAAGUAUUAUUUUGUCUUUAACAGAAUGGGUAUUUAAAGAGGUGAAUGAGAUGGGUUCUCGGGCGUUAACUGAAAUGGUUUAGUAUUUCUGAAUGGCUGGAGAGAUGCAGAGAGAGAGAGAAAGAGAGAGAGAUUACAAACUGUUGUCAACAUGAUGAAAAUUUCACUUAUUCCUUUGCCUUUUUAAUUGCUUAGGGAAAAAAAAAGUAACAAGCACAUUAGUUAAGCCUGUUCAUUUACUGUUUUGUGCCUCAGAGAGUGAGAAUGAGACAUCCAUAAUUUUUAUGAGAAGAUGCUUCCUAAAUAUUCAGCACUAGGAAAAAAGAAACACCACCGCCACACCAUUAUUUGCAUCAUAAAUCAAGACUCGCUUGAUCUGACAAGGCCACUUGUUGGACUCGCAGCUUCUUUCUUAAAUGGAAAGCCCAAAGGAGCUAGCCUUGCUCGUGCUUGCCCAAGCCAGGCGGCCGGCAAAGCAGAUGCGGGCGCUUGUUCCAGAGGGAAGAGGGGCUUGGCGCUCAGGCAUGGCAUUCAAGAAAGCUCUUCCCCUCCAUAAAUUGCCGAGGUGCUGCAAGAGAUGGAGCGUUGUCACAAAGAAGAACCAGCUCCGGGUCCCACUUUUCCUCCCCGCGGUGGCUUUCCCAGUAGGGCGCGGGGUUGGGCGGCCCCGGGGCUGGCGCGGGCAGCAGCGCAGACGCGGAGUGGGGUGAUUUUGACCGAGCGUCUGAUACUGACUUUCAUUUCAAUGCCAGACAGGAGGAACCCACUUACCAUUCCAUACGCAGAAACAAGAGAGUUGUAACAAACUGACAUGUUUACGGUAUUUCUCUGGCUGAAUCUAUAUAUAUAUAUAAAAAAACAAAAAUACCCUCUUCCCUAGGUAAAUGACAUGCAUUACCCCUUGACCUAGACACUAGAACAGAGGAUCUAAAUUCAAGACUUUUCGCCUCCCCACCCUCUCCAAAAAGAUCAAACAAGAACCAACCUAGGUGCAUCUAACAGUUGUAAAUAGAAAAUAAUACAUAGAGAAAUAUAUUUGAAAUUUGUUUCAGUUUCUGGAUGGUCGCUGGCCGUCCAUUGCAAUGUUAUUGAUAGUACACUGUGGUGCUUUGGGUUUCUGGUUUUGUUCUCUUUAUGCUCUGUCAUCUUUUCAUUGCAGCUACAUUUCAGGGAACAUGUAUAUUUAGUAGCUAUUGUAAGUUCUGCAUGGCAUCACCGAGCUUAUUUUUCCUUAAGAAGAAGAGAAGAGUCUGUAGGAGUUUAAAGGCACUAUGACGACAGGGACUUGUAGCAGAGAAUUUAAAAAAAAAAAAAAAAAAAGGUUUUUAAAAUUCUAGUUUGAAGCCAAAUACUGAUAUUUUAGUGCUUUUGGGGUUUUAACAGUAAGAGAAAAAAAAAAAAAAAGAAAAAAAAAAGGAUUUUGGUAACCCAGCUGAUCCGCACUUGCCAGUUUUAUUAUUUUGUUUAUAUUGGACUGUUUGACCCUGUCAAACAAGUGUCAAAGUUGUGUGUAUAAAACAAAAAAAGUGUUUAAAAAAGUGUUGUAAAGACACUGAGCCUUAUGAAAAUAUUUAUGGAAUUAAAUAAAAAGAAGUGAAAAGGCA
Messenger RNA from Chroicocephalus ridibundus (black-headed gull), 5002 nucleotides. It is a transcript of the gene ARHGEF9, whose product is annotated as Cdc42 guanine nucleotide exchange factor 9. Bases 243 to 2450 code for a protein of 735 amino acids. Gene Ontology annotation, molecular function: guanyl-nucleotide exchange factor activity; protein binding. NCBI's taxonomy places the organism in Eukaryota, Metazoa, Chordata, Aves, Charadriiformes, Laridae. The transcript is spliced from 13 exons. The record is from RefSeq and is a predicted model, not a curated record.